UCUUGUGAGAAAGACGGUAACAUGGAGCAGCACUGGUCAGUUUGGGCACUGGUUUUAGCACUCAGUGCUUUGGUGCACUUUUUUUUUGCUGCAGGUGCUGAUGGCAAUUUAACAACCAAGCCAGGAGUGUGCCCUCGCAGGAACGGCCCAGGACUGUGUGCUGAAUUUUGCUCCAAUGACAAUGACUGCCCCAAUGAUGAGAAGUGCUGCCAUAAUGGAUGUGGACAUGACUGCAUUGUCCCGUACACAGCCAAGCCAGGAGUGUGCCCUCGCAAGAACGGCCCAGGACCCAGCCCAGGACUGUGUGCUGAAUUUUGCUCCAAUGACAAUGACUGCCCCAAUGAUGAGAAGUGCUGCCAUAAUGGAUGUGGACAUGGCUGCAUUGCCCCGUACACUGUCCCGAUUCUUCCCAAACCAGGCCACUGCCCACGCCUUCUUAAUGUUAUCCCAUCACAUAAGGGGUGUGAGUGUGAUGAAGACUGUCCUGCUGACAACAAAUGCUGUGUCUUUGACUGUGGAGCUGUCUGUGUCCCCCCUGCUUUCACCAAGCCAGGAGUGUGCCCUCGCAGGAACUGGGGCUCAGGACUGUGUGCUGAAUAUUGCUCCAAUGACAAUGACUGCCCCAAUGAUGAGAAGUGCUGCCAUAAUGGAUGUGGACAUGAGUGCAUUGCCCCGUACACAGUGAAGCGGGGUCGCUGCGCUCUUCCCCAGGGAACCCCCAUGUGUGCCGAGUACUGCUAUCAUGACGGUCAGUGCCCAGGAGAACAGAAGUGCUGCAAGACAACCUGCGGCCACGCCUGCAGCGAGCCCUGCUGAUUGGACAGCUCGGGAUUCAGCUGCAUGUGGAGAGACAAUGUGUCAUGUUCUCUUUUUCAACUCCAUAAAAGCACCCUUUGGAAGUAUAUCCCAGCAUUGAUUUGCACAAAGUUGGAUUAUUUGGGGAGGAGAGAAAUGUGUCAUUCAAAUAUAGUUAGGAUAUUAUUUUAUGCACCUGUACUUUAAUAACCAAAAUAAAAGUAUUUUACUCUUCAUUUAAAGAAGAGUUGGCAGGGUGCCAUGCAUAGUCUUCACAAACCCUACAUUAUGUUUGCGAUUUUAUCUUAUACUAGAACAUCUGGGUUUUUUACCGGUUUUGAUAUAAUAUCCCUCAUCUCAAUUGAUGAAAAAUGUACUGUACUAGUAUACUGCAAUUCUUUGUAUUUCAACCAAUAAACAUGUUUCCAGAACUUA
Messenger RNA from Trematomus bernacchii (emerald rockcod), 1230 nucleotides. It is a transcript of the gene wfdc2, whose product is annotated as WAP four-disulfide core domain 2. Gene Ontology annotation, biological process: innate immune response; antibacterial humoral response. Gene Ontology annotation, cellular component: extracellular region. Bases 22 to 816 code for a protein of 264 amino acids. NCBI's taxonomy places the organism in Eukaryota, Metazoa, Chordata, Actinopteri, Perciformes, Nototheniidae. Gene Ontology annotation, molecular function: peptidase inhibitor activity. The record is from RefSeq and is a predicted model, not a curated record. The transcript has 7 exons.